Molecule: messenger RNA, 3716 nt
Organism: Pseudomassariella vexata
Lineage: Eukaryota; Fungi; Ascomycota; Sordariomycetes; Amphisphaeriales; Pseudomassariaceae
Exons: 5
Coding region: 264-3383 (1039 amino acids)
Biological process (GO): cytoskeleton organization
Cellular component (GO): cytoplasm; cytoplasmic side of plasma membrane; mitotic actomyosin contractile ring, proximal layer
Molecular function (GO): phospholipid binding; protein binding
Source: RefSeq, a predicted model, not a curated record
CUAACAGACCCUGCCCAUGUCAAUUCCGACCAACAUUUCAGAGACGCUCAAAUCGACACCAGCUAACUUAAUCUAUUAUUCUCUACUCGGUGUUUUCGAGAGAAAAAAAAGACGCCCUUUUGGCUGACGGUCCUUUUCUUUCAAGACUUCCUCACAGCGCCGCCGCAUCAAAACGGGGGAAAUUUCAUACACUCCGCCAAUUCGAGGCACGAAAUCAAACCACCGCUCUCAGAUCAUAGAAGUGGCUUCCAAGUGUCGGCAGCAUGCCUGCCGCCACGGAUGGACCGACAGUUGCGCUGUCCUUCGCCAACAACUUCUGGGGUAAAGAGGAUGCGGGCGUCAGCCCCCUCCUCGAUCGCAUGCUUGCGGCAAAGCAGACAAGCGACGAACUACGAUCUUUCUACAACGCUCGAGCAUCUAUCGAAGAUGAAUAUGCGCGCAAGCUUUUGUCGUUGAGUCGGAAGUCGCUGGGGUCGCAAGAGAUGGGCACAUUGAAGACAUCACUGGAUACUGUACGAGGCGAAGUGGAGUCCAUGGCCAAACAGCACGCCAGCAUAGCGGCGCAGAUGAAGACGGAGCUCGAGGAACCAUUGGCUGCUUUCGCUGGCGGCAUGAAGGAGCGACGUAAGAUCGUCCAGAACACCGUUGAGAAACUGCUCAAGACCAAAGUCCAACAGACACAGGUCGUCAACAAGACACGCGAUCGCUACGAGCAAGAAUGUCUGAAGAUCAAGGGUUAUCUUGCACAAGGACACAUGGUUAUGGGCCAAGAAGAACGGAAGAACAAGGCCAAGCUUGAGAAGACACAAAUCAGCUUAGCCACAUCCAAUGCCGAGUACGAGAAUGCCGUCAAGGCUCUAGAAGACACGACAGCACGAUGGAAUCGCGAAUGGAAAGCAGCAGCCGACAAGUUCCAGGACUUGGAAGAGGAGAGACUGGACUUCAGCAAGAGCUCUCUCUGGACAUUUGCCAACAUUGCGUCGACCGUGUGCGUUAGCGACGACUCGUCAUGUGAGAAAAUUCGCCUAUCCCUCGAAAAGUUGGAGGUGGAAAAGGACAUUCUCACCUUCAUCAAGGAGAGGGGAACCGGCCAGGAAAUUCCGGACCCACCCAAGUAUAUCAAUUUCUGCCGGGGCGACGUGGAGGACCACGAAUCGAUAGCGUCCGUGGACGAUGAGAGCUAUUCUGUCGCACAAUUUCCGCGCAGCAUAAAUCCAGCAUUUCGAAGCUCUUCACCCCAACCUUCCACUUACGAGUCUCACCACGACCCCAACUCGACGCUCGCCCGCGAUUUGGCCCACCAGGCCCACCAAGAGCCGGAACCCUUAGCGAGCAGAGAUGCUACUGUGACUCCACAGAAGGGGCCAGGAGCCGUCAUACCACCGUCUGGUAGUCGCAGUGGAAAUGGAUUGCAACAACAGCAGUACGAUGCCACCCAGUUCGCAGCCGUCCCGCAUGACCCAUAUCCGCUGGACGGAAUGACUAUGCUGUGUCGUACCGAUGCCAUGCCACCUGGCGUGAACUCUGGUUUGCCGUCCGGGAUGAAUUCUAGUAAACCCCCGAGUGCGAGUUCUGGUAGGAACGCGGGCAUGUCCCUUACCAGGAACUCGGACAUGCCCUCUGCUAGGAACUCAGGCAUGAACUCGAGCAUGAACGGCGGCAUGCACUCUGGUAUGAAAGAUGCCAUGGUCUCUGACCUCAACUCUGGCAUGACCUUGGGCAUGAAUUCGGGCAUGAACUCGGCAACAAGCUCCAAUUUGUCAGCGCGACCAUCGAGCCGUGAGGACAACAUCAGCGAAUAUGCGACCUCGCUCUCUAGUGUGGAGCCAGCAAGCGGCAAAGUGUCUCCGAUCAAACAUCAGCAGCCCGUAAUUGAGGCCCAGUCUGACAAGCGUGUUUUUAAGAAGAAGAGUGGCUUCUUUCAAAACCACAGCCCCUUCCGCCGCAAAAGCACCAAAGAGAUCCAGGCCUCUAAUCGAAACACUUGGGGCCCGGUCACUUCGAAAACCUCCCAAGGUGGAGGCCAAAGUGGAGGGUCUGGUUCACGUCGGCCACAAAUCUAUCGGCCUCCAGAGCAGAAGAUGUUGCCUGAUCGAACGACCGGCAGCCCCGAGCCCAUCGACGCAAACGCCAGUUUAGCUCUCAACGUUGGACAGAACGUCUUCCCAGUGUCGAAUCCGGACAGACAAAAACAGGCGAAUGGCCAGGAUGAAACACCGCAAGAAGACCUGGAUCCGAUUGCAUUGGCACUUGCGGAGCUUAAGGGGGUAGCCGGCAACAAGCAGGCAACGUCGCGAAUGUCAGCCGAUCACUAUCAUGGCAUUGCAACACCGGCACCUGGUCAGGACCGCUCCCAGUUUUCUCGAUCGGUGGCAGCUGCACGGGCCAAUGGCGACUUGGUAGCAGCAAAGCGUGGUACGCCGCCACCAUCCUACGAUCAACAGAUACAGGCGUUACAGCCCAUUCAGCCAGUACAGCCGGCCCAGCCGGUUCAACGCUUAGGGGUGCCGGCUGCUGCCGUCACUUCCAAGGCCAUGAAAGAGACUUCACGAAAAUACGCCGAACAAACUCGUGAUAUGUUCAACCCUAAUCGUCCCAACUCGGGUGGUUAUGCUGGCAGUCAGCAUUCUACUCGUCCUCAGGUUCGUCCCGGAACGAGAGGCAGUGACAUGCCUCGAGCCGCGUCUCCAGCGCCGCCACGUAGUGCUUCACCAUUGCCUACAAAGAAUGCCGACCCGCACCAGAAUCACCGGUCUGCAUCGCCCAACCCGUAUGUAGGCAGAGCUGAGCCGCCUCCACAGAGCCACCGUUCGGUAUCUCCCAAUCCGUACGCAGGCGGCCAUCAACGUAGUGAGUCUCAAAUGGGAAGGACUCCGCCGCAGCGUGGCUCGGACCGAGGUUCCUACAGGCAGAACUCGCCGAAUGACGCGGCCAGGGCAGCUUCGCCGUCACCUUUUAGAAACGAAUAUGAACGUCCAGGAAGCAGUCAUACGAUCAACGAAAUGGCAAUGCAGCUGGCACCUGUAGGCGAUGAUCGUGGCUACGGAUCAAUGCGUAGCCGUAAUGGCAGACCAGGCACAAGCCAAGGAGGGGCGAUGGGCCUUUAUGAUGGUAGACAAAUGUCCGUCUCGAGCCGGCAGCGAAGCAAAAGCGUUGCAGACCCUAGCCGGCAAUAUACCCCUGAUGGACGGGCUAUUCUGCAUUAUGCACGCGCCCUGUACAUGUACCAGGCUGCCAUUCCCGAGGAGCUAGGUUUCAACAAGGGAGACACGUUAGCUGUGCUCCGACAUCAAGAUGAUGGGUGGUGGGAAGCCGAGAUACACGCGGGCAACGGUGUUGGGAGAAACGGUCUUGUUCCCAGCAACUACCUGCAGCCUUGCUAAAUGAUUUUACGACGGUUGCGAUAUACUGGGGCAGCCUUGUUGCCUGUGUCAGAUAUGAAAAGAUGACAUGCAGUCAACUAGACCAUGGAGAGAGCAAGCGGACUGUUUUUGAUUCUUUGCGUUUUUCUGUGGAAGAACCGCAACGCAUGUAAGUCACAUUGGGUUCAGGGUCGGUCAAAGGAUGGAGUCAAUAGGAAUGUAUUUAUGAUGUUAUAAAGCGUUGAACUGAAGACGAUGAAGCGGUUCUCGGGCGAUGAUUAUCUGCCCUUCAAUAUCCUGUUUGUUCAGCCAGUUUGGUCCAUGGCUUGAAGCUGUCAAGUUAUUGGAAUGACU